GCGAUGUCUGUUGUUAGAGCCCUUUUCUAUCGGUUUCUGUUCCAAGGGUAAAGCUGCAGAGCUAAACAAAGGUAUAUUGAAAGGCACUAAUAAUCAGGACUUAAUAGUUAUGCUUAUGAACGAUGGAUCAAGCGCUUAGGUCUCGUCUACCACACGGGACCGGGGCGUUUCAGUUUUCCAGAUUCGUCCAUCCACUGAGGUCACUCUGCUUCGUGGCUUGCGUUACACCCCAGUUUGGUGUGCUUGCGGUAGGGGCAAAUGCUCGUUGGACAGUUGAGGCUGGCGGAGUGGACUAUCAGCACGAUGGGCAUACACGCACGAGGGUUCCACGCGAGGUGUGGCAUCGGCUCGAAGAUGCACCGAGAUUCUACUUCCGUUUUCCCCUUGCUUUGGGAAAACAAGGCAUUCGGCUUUCCGAUGAUAAGACGAAAGUUUUCUUUCCGCUGGAUGAACCCUCAUUGCACAUCCAUUUUUUGCGGUACCUGAACGGUGGUCUGGGGGGAGCUCGAACCAAUGCGCGGGAAGCUGGAUACGGAUAUGGUUUUUUUAUCCCCUCAUCAGGUCUACCAAGUGAUAUGCUGGCGACCAAUGUGGGUGGUAUGACCUUCGAGGAAACGGUGACCGAAUCAAGUGGUGGGUCUGCGGUAUCGGAGAAAUGGAACACGCAGAAGGCGGCCAAUUCGACGUGGCGCGACCCGGUCCUUAGACAGCAGUCCACAGAUCCGCGCGUUCGAGAAAAACAAAUUUUAGCAGCAUCUCGAGUCACGUUUAAUUCAAACCUGCUGAACCGCUACCACACGAUACACAAUCCGGCACUGAUGGAUCGUCUUAUGGAGUACACUGAAGGCGAAGCACAGUUCGAUCCACAAAACGUCGCAGCAAGUUCGAUGGGCGAAAAAGUUCAUCGAUUUUCGGAAAGCAUCACCUCCAUGCGCAGAGAGCUGGACGAGACAGACCUCGCUGCCACGCCACUGCAAGUGCAGUCCCAUUACAUCUAUUGUAUGCACUUUGCACGACACAAGGACAUUAGCUUUCACGACGUUGAGAGGCGCCACAUCGCCGGCGGCUCCGUAACGCGGAAAGGUGGGUGGGUGAGCCUGCGUCAGCUGCUGGUGGUUCGGCGCGCUGACUUGUCCGGAGCUCCCCUACCAUUUAUGGAUCACUUUACCGGAACCGUUCACUUUACGUAUGACGAAGAGCGCGACACGCUUGAAGCGCUUUGCGUCUGGCACGCCGCGGCUCAUUUUGACUCUACGCCGCCCGUUUACACCGACGAUCCACCGCUGCCGCUUGGGCAACGCAAGGAAGUGCCCCCUGUUGCCUACUACCGCGAGUUUCCUGUGCCGGGCUACUUGGAGAGUGCGGUGGUGCGAGACACUCGCGUGCGCGACAAUAACAUGUGGCAAUCAGCGGUGGCGAAAUACUGGUACCAAAAGAUGUGGACGUACCCAGUGGAUUACACGUACUUGUGGCCGGAAGAUCCGCGUGCUGGAGCGCUUCGGUGUCCUGACAAUUACCUUGAAGUAGAAGUACUGGACGAGAUCGAAAAGUGGAACUUCACCGAGCUCCUGACAAGGACCAAGCGGCCGGAUGCAAACAUCAUCACUUCGGAAGAGCCGACGGAAAAAAGCUAUUCACAGGCGAGGCAAGCCAUCUUUCGGAUUCUUCGCAAAUCACUGAACUGCAUGACUUUCGGAGCAGGAAACCCGGAGGAUCGCUUUGGUUACGGGAUCAGCCAUCUCUGGAUUGGCAUGGUUGUGCAUGCGUUAGACGAAAUCACAUACCUUCCAAGACACCUCGUGCGCCGCAUGUUCUCGGCGACGUUUUUCCAGCGCGCAAAGUGGAUCCCGAAACCGAGGCCGUUUCAGCCGGCACAGAUCGCGGACCUUGCCGGCAUCCAGGGAUUGGCGGCCAGCUUGAAGUCGCAGCGUCCAGAGCACAGCUACCGGUUUACAUUGGAACAAACUGGACAAGCUAGUUUAAGUGCUGCUCAGCCAGACAGAGCCGAAAAACUGGUUGUGCCACUCGGGCACCUGGAUUUUGACCUGCUGGAAAGUCCACCUUUGCAAAUAGGAAAACGGGACCGCGAAGUGCAAAACUGCCUCUUCUUGAACGACGACGCAAUCAUGAAUUUGCGGAUCGCAGCGGAGACGAACCUCUUCCCCUUUACCAAGGACGUGUACGCUGACCCAGUAGUGAAGCAGUCCAUCGGCGCACCUGAAGUACUUUGGAACAAUGCGCGCACGCUGAGUGACAGCAGGCAACCCACGUCCUCGUCAGAGGUUGCUACUCGUUCUGGUGCCGUUGUUUUCACACCUGCCGAACAAGCCGUUCUGCUGGCCAGCGAUGAUAUGUUGAUUCAAGGCGUUGCAAGUGUUAACGAUUUGCGUGCUAGCGUGACGGACAGCACCAUCUGGCGAAAGGAUCUCGUAUACCACGAUUGGCGGUUCCGUCGCACGCCUAAUGGUCGUCCCGACGUAAAGAUGUUCGAACGUGAAGCACAAACCAGUUUCUAUCCGUGUUCCGUCAUCCGCAAGAAGCACACUGAGUUCGUUUCCAGUUCCUGGUCUAGCAUCGGCAUCGAAGACGGCAUCGGGCAGCACAUAUCGCAACUAGUAGCGAACUCAUCCUCUACAAGAACCGCAGCGGAGGCUUCGAUUUGUGACGUCGUUCAGCAACACUGUGCCUCUGCUUUGCAACAAUUUGCCUCAGUGGCCGCUUGUCGUGCGCAUUAUGGAGCUUUGCCUCUGGAGGAUUCAGCCUGCAAGACUGCGCGAGGAGAUGGCGCGAGCACGUACAAGAAGGUUCUGAGCGGCAAUUCCUUCUCUUGCAAGUGGACCCAGAGCCACUUUGUCAAGAUCGCACCGGAGACGUAUUGCCCUUCGUUAGGACCGUCCUCUCCUGAAGGUGAUCGAUGCAGUCCAUCGAUUUGCAGCACUUCUUCGCUACAAGAACAGCAGCAACAGCUAGUAGUCGCGCCAAAUGUAACAGUAACUGCGGUGCUCUCAUCUUGCGAACCAGACACAAAAUCGGACAUCAUCGCCUCCACGCUAGAUUCUCUUCCUUUUUGCCUCCCGUCUUUAGUCGGAAGCUCAAGCUGUUCUGCAAACUGCACCCAGGCGUUGAAUACUUUCUUGGCGAAGCACGUCCAGAGCGGUGCCAUGAAGCAGUGUGAAGGGGAUCCGCUCGGAAUUAGCGAGACCGAUGGGACCGGGUCCCACCUGUUGCAUCUGCUGCAGGUCAACGCACGAACUUUGAUUCAUCGCUGUCUGCAUUCCGGCGGCCCGGAGCGCCGAGCUGCUCAGAGUACUCCUUACACUCCGCAACCGCAGUUGCUUUUCGCGGUGGACUCUGGCUCCAGUGAAGGCGAGCGUGGCCGUGACGCAUCAACAAGCGAUAACAGCUGGGGCUACAGGGGCUGCGUUGACCCGCGCUUGUACCUUUCCGAACGUGGCUGCCGAUCGCUGGAUUGGGCAAUCUUGGCCCGCGAAAUAAUGAACGAGUGGAGCGGUAGCGGUUUCAAGAUGCAACGCCCGCAACGCAUCACGGCAACAGAGCAAAUAGCGUGGCGCGAUGAGAAAUUGUUUGACCUGUUCUUGCAGCCGUAUUUCGGAUUCCGGACCAUGGCAGAAACAAAGGCCCAGCUCAUGAGGAGAAAUGCAUAUGCGUCGAGUGCCAGCAAUGAGCUCUGGGUCUUCGGCAAUCCCGAACGAGGGGCCAUCAGAUAUACUGGUUUCGAAAAAUCCUAUGAAACGCUCAUCGCUCGGUCACCAACACGAGCGCGACACCCAGCACUGGAAUUCGGCUGGAGCGAGCGUUUUCCGCUCUUUUCUCACUUUCUUUCUGGUUUUCAUCCCACGUACAGCCGAUCAUACAACGCAACCCGGGAGUUGCAAAAGCGCCACAUCCGACCGUUUGCCGACGUGGAUCCGAAAGCGGUUUCGCGUCGCUCUUCUCUGUACGGCUCCGACCUGUGGGAUGAUUUGCGGUUUGAAGCCGGAAAAGCAGCAAUCACCACUACAAUCAGCGAGCCAACUAUGACGAAGAGUGACGAAGAGAAUUUGCGCGAUUUGUCCAAGAUAGUGACGGGUAUAGCAGUGCCUGGGCAUUGGCACCGGUCGCACGGAUACCUUUUGGGGACAGGUCUUUUUUCGAAGUUGGCAGCCGCCAUGGAAACCUUCAAGCGCACUCGAAAAGUCGAACUAUUUGAUUCGGUCUUGGCAAUCGUCGAUGACCUAAAAGCGGACCUGCCGAAGGCGCUGCCGAUCUCGCACUUUUCGCCGUCGUGGAACGCGGAAAUAACGACUAUCAGGGAGCAGGCCUUUCUGUACGAAACCCUCCACAGUUUUUUUUCGGGAUCAUUCGUUCUUGCUAGGCUUGCGAGAGGCUUGAUCGAGCAGCUACGAGAAAAUUGGUGCGAACUUGGUCAACACUGGUUAGAGGUUCCCUAUGGGACUCAUCCGGAGCAUUUUCGUGGCAGCAAAAAAGCAAGGAUUCUGCUCGAGCAUAUUCGUAUUCAUACGAGCGACUUCCAAAAUACCAAGAUUGAAGCUGAUCCUCGAAAUCCCGCGCAGACACGCGUAGUGCGUUACAGCAGUAAAUUAUAAAAGUGCAGCAUAACUCCCCCUCCCCCUCAAAAUCAAAAUCGCCAGCCACUUUUUGUCCGCCAAAAAAGCAACUUUUUGGGCUCGAAAUGUGCGUGCCGCAAAAAAGCAAAAAAAUGAUCGUGCUUUGAAGGCUAAUCUCCAUGCUAUAGGCCCUCUCCCCCUCAUGAGGGGGAGUGGGCCUGGGCCCAUAGCAUGGGGAUUAGCUUUCAACACCAGCCCACUUUUCAGCCAGUUUCUGAGCUCGCUGAUUUGUCGCUUAUUUGACGACGCAAAACGUCGCCAUGUGGCGAACAUUUGCCGGAAAUUCUGCAAGGGAGCAAGUUUUUUGCUUACGUUUUGGGGGCUAAUCCACAUGCUAUGGGCCCACUCCCCCUCAUGAGGGGGAGCGCUUCUUUUCAUGAGGGGGAGUGAGCCCAUAUCGCGGGGAGUCACUUCCAAUAUGUUGCGAGGGCCUUUUUUGGCGGCUGGGCCGGAGGCUAUGCCAGCCCCAAGUCCCCAUGCUAGGGCACGGGCCCAGAUGCCGGAAGGCGCCCCGAGUGGUCCAGCUGUUCAGCUUCUGCCCUCUCUUUAGUUGGCCAAAAUCAGCCACGUUUUGAAGGCGAAACACCGUGCCAGAGGGCCACUCCCCCGCAUGAGAGGGGGCGCCCUUUUUGGCGCCUGUGGCGGAUGGUUAUUCCAGUCCCGCGACCCUUUUGUCACACAAAACGCACUCGACGCAGAUGAUUUCCUCAACCGAAACGCGUCCGGUUUGAUAACAUAAAAGCGCAGCAUUUGGCAACGUAGAAACGCGUUAUUUGGUAACCAAAAAAAUGGCCAAAGUUGGCCAUUUUGAGGGGGAGGGGGAGUUGUGCACUUGUAUAUCAGUCGCAUCAUUUGCGGGACGACCUUUUCCCCAAUCCGGACGAGUUCGAUUUCAACCGCGACAAUCUGGGGAAGAUAUCUUUUUGGGGAAUGCUCGAGGAGAACACGGGAGUCUUGCCGAGCCUAGAAGUAACGGGAGGCGCGGCGACAGCCGUAAGUCAGCCGGUUGAUGUGCAACUGAUGCCGCCACGUGUGCAACGCGACUCGGAUCGGUUUCGUCGUGCACAGCGAAAGUGCCUUGGCCGCAAUACUGCGAUCCGCUGGCUUUUCAAGAAUGUUGACAAGUAUUUGCCUGCUUCGCCAUUUUCAGCUGGGCCUUACCAAUGCAGCCCGGGAAACCCGAACUUUGUGCAUCACGGUGUUGCGUUGCUGCGCCAGUUGAUUCGCGUUGAGUCUACAUCUGCAAAUAAAACCAAUGCGUUUCUCAUCGAAACGUUCGUCCACGGAAAAGCGGUGCAGGACAAUCUGCCAACUGGACGACCGUGGACCAAAUUCAACACAAAUGGAGAAGACACGGACGGAUCACUGUUUCUGUUUUUGAAUGGGUUCCCACACGCGCCUCAGUCCUGGGCAAGAGUGCUCAAGCACUUGCACGAGAGACGCCCUGGCUCGACGUCCGCUCUGCUUAAUGUGCCAGGGUGGGGAAAAGGCGCUUCGCGGCUAUUUGACGCACCUGCUUCGGAUUGUUCCUUCCUAGGGAAAUCCAGUGACAUUCUACGGGAUCUCAUCGUCGACAUCAAGCUUCGCUCUGGUAGUGCUAGCUCGUGGGACCGCAUCUUUUUGAUUGGGGAUUCAACUCCUGUAGGCUCCGGGCUUGCCUGGGCAGCAGCACACAAACUCAACGUGUUUGACGAGAAACACCUCGUGGGCCUGAUUUCUCUUACCCCGCAUCCAGAGUUGAUGCUCCGCCCGGCGAUGAAUACAGCGGACCCUCGUCAAUUUCCGUUUUAUUCACUGCUCUCGCCCAUCAUUGGGGAAAGUGCUAUCGGCAUGAAAGACUUCGCGGCACUCAAGUCACAGAUGGAGGAUGACUUCGACGACGGGACGUUUGACGAUGGCACGAUGAUGCGAGCAGAGUAUGUCAAGUUUUGGAGAAACACUGGCGCGAGAUCACUGACGUGUUAUUUCCGUGAUAACUUCGAAGUUAAAGACGGGCGGAUGCAUGCAGUACCACGCUCGUUUUCAUUUUUUAGCUCCACGUGAACACAUAAAGGAAAGAAAUCUCAUCUAUUUCUGGUAACCAUAUCACGAAGUACGAGAAUAAUUCUAUUGCUCACUGCGAAUCGAAAACGAAAUUAUUCAUUGGGAACGCUCUGUCAUUCCGGACGUUGAUUUUUUGACUUUGAGUGCACUAAAUUGAUACAGGUUGGCGACUGGUUCGCUGACCUGCACCCGAAGCACCCACACAUCCUGCUUCUGAACGCAGAGCGGGAAAUCUCCUACCGGAAGGAGCAGUGGCUAGGCUCUUUCACCAUGAUUCCCCGCGAGCUCUCGCGACACCUGCGAAUGCACACGGUGUCGGACGCCAGCAGUAAAGAUCUGCUCUUUAGCGACAAGCAUAGCGAAGAACUGGCAGAGGAAAUUUCCGCUUUCGCCUGGAGCGUGCGUAUGACGGAAUACCCGUGGCUGCUAGGUGUGGCGAAGAUUGUGGUCGUUCCACCGGUACUGACGGGGGGGCUUGCGUACGACACGGAGAAGAACAUCGCCCUUGGGUUAUGAGGUGUAAAAACGUACGCACCUCCCCAUAGGUAAACUGCGACUUCACGAGUUUAGGGAACUCGGCACGACAAAAUCGAAAGUUGAACACAAAGCAUAAUCGUGCUUAGCUAUGAAGUCCGCAUUUUGGGUUUCAUUGGUCAUAUGUUGAAGUCCGCAUCACAAAAGCACUCUCUCAUCCUGCUUGGACGAUCAGAGCAUCACAAAUUAUCAAGGAAGGGGAAUCUGCAAAUUGAGUUUGUGGUUUCGGUCGGUUUAAGCAUCCCAAAUUAUCAAGCACUAAACCUUCAUCUAUGCGCGAAAAUGUCUCCCACAAGAAGCUGCAUGAGAGAUUUGCCGGGCAUGCAAAAACGCAGCACAAAGCUGGGGUGGCUACGUUUUCAUUCCGGAUAUGGGUUUGCACUUUUCGCUGCGGCCUUCUCCGUCUUUGCUGGACUUUAUCUCGAGCGGAAUCUCGGAUCCAUACUAAUUCGCACGACAAACAAGGAAGUUUACUGGCGCUUCGGUCAAGUGGCAAUGGUGCCAAUUUGUCUGGCGUGCAUGGCAUCGGCAUCCUGGUUAGGAUUGCCUCUGUGGUUUGCGGCUCUGUACAAGUUCGGGUUUCCGGAAGUGACGACGUUAUUGUUGGCUCCGUGGCUGCUACGCGGAAAGGAGCAUUGGGUCGACGUUUACGCGCGUUUCUUCGACGGAGUUGGCCACUUCAUUCACCACACUGGGGCCUCCAUCAUCUAUACUGCGAUUCUCGCAAAGAUGGUUUCGCCAUUGCUCUUAACGGCCGCGAUCCCACUUUCCCUGCAGCACGCGGUUUCGCCGCUGAAGUACCAGAGUACACGGAUACACGGGGCUUUGCUCACAUUGUUAGAGGUGUGGUACCAAUUCGAGUUUUUCCACAUUCUGCCGCAGCUCCGCCACUGGGUGCCUGUUAUGGGGCUGUGCAUGCUGACCUUCGCGCACUGGUGGUGGUUGGCUCGCCAGCUGGUUUGGUUGCCUCUAGCCUGGUUCUUUUCCGUUCCCGGGGACCGGCAGCGCACUCCAAAAGUACGCGCGUCGGUUUUUAUGACGUCGAUGCGUGUGUUUCGUUUCGCGGUCCGCCACGCGGCCUCUACGAUUCGUAAGCGUAGUCAAGUGCGAUUUUCCGGCGUGUCCGAUGGGAUGUUUUCGACGGCGGGUCGUUUCGAAGAAGACCAGAUUUUCGAGCCCGAUAACGACGGGAGCCCGGCUCUGAUGCUAGAGGAGGCUGCACCACGGGAUCAAGGACUGGACCGAUUGCACGGGCGCCUUUCUGCAGGAAAUAUGAAGAAUCAGGAAGGCGAGAGAAGUGGCUCCGCCGGUGCAGGGACAGGUACUCCAGUCCCUUCGUCGGGGGUGAUCCAGCUUAGCAACCCGGACAGCGCGUCCGGACUAGCGUCUGCAGGUGUGAAAGACGUCGACACGGUGUCAUUGAUCUCCAGAGAAAGCGAUAUCAAGGAGCGACUGCAGUUCUUGGAGCACGAUGCGGGAACCUCUUCGGACAGCCACGAGGUAGCAGGCGGGUCCAGUAGCGCGAAGGCCGCUCAUCUUGUCGUGGCAGUCAGUAGGCACAGCGUCGCUGCCGCAUCUGCAGCGACCGGUCAACAACAUGCUUCCACCAUAGUGCAAGCGCAGCGCCGGAUCUCGAACACGACGUCGCCUUUGCCCGCGAUGGAUCAUCGGGGGGUCUUGAACAACACUUCUGCGGGAAGCGCAACCGCCCCGAGAAGCUUAAGAACGCCGACGGGAACAACUGGAACCUCGACAGGCGUCACUAGUCCAAACAAAACCAGUACCCGAACGCAGCCUGCUGGCGGGCAGAACAAUUUGUUCCCAUUGAUGGCAUACUAAGUGCAAAAAUGUCUGGGUCUGGAAGAUUCUGACACUUGUCAUGCACGUUUUGCAUGAGCCAUGAUGUCUGUGAUGCAUACCCUAGCAGUACAGAUUUUCUGAGGGCUUUCCGAUGCCUAUUCCGCAUGACAAAUGCCUUCUCAGCGGAGCAAAAAUUGCCUUCCCUUUGGUACUCAUGCAAUACAGAUUUUUUUGGAAUCCAAAUGCAGCAUCACAAGUUGCAUUCUUCCAGACCCAGACACUUUUACAGUUGAUAUGGCACCGUCUGCCACGACGUCGUCCUCUUCGCCCAGAUACAACAGCCAACUCACAGGAGGGAAGCGACGUGAAAACGCGAGUAGUCCCGUGCAGCGCCCGAUACUGAGUGACUGAUGUCGCAAUGAUACGUCGCAAUCUAUAUGCAGAUCGUGCUAAUCAAAAAAAAUAAAAAAAAGUAGUCCCGUGUCCAGCCCGAGCAGCGCCCUCCUUCCGAGCGCAGCUUUCAGAAUCGGCACGCCUGGGACGAACCGACCCGAGCAAGCCACGCCGCUUUUGGGGAUGUACCCUAAGAUUCAAGUGCCAAACUUCAAUGGGAUCAAGUAUACAAACAUGCUGGCAAGCACGUCGCAGCACCGCGGUGCCGCGGGACCAGGCUCGACGACGCCCGACGCAAUGAAAUAGCAUUUGCAAUGCAUUUUACAAAUUUAGAAUUUGCCAGAGCUUUCGUUUCCAAUUUUGGAAAUUUGAGCGAUUCUGGAAAUUUGACCUGACAGCGGCCACGUAAGCAGUCUUCCUUGCUGCCACUAGCGGGGACAACAAAUUCAUGUUGCGCAUUUCAUCUUUAUGUGACUUUUAUACCAAUAUGCAAGUUUUGUCAUCGAUAUAUAGUUUAUUCUGCCCUGCAAUGAUGUUUCAGUUUCAUGGUACGCCCUCGGGCCGGAACACUUCUGCUAGAUGAAUUUCAAUGGCACACUCUCCAUAAACAAGCGAAGAAUCCAUAGGAAUGGUGUAUACGUAUUGCAGGAGGAGGGAAUUUAACGUCUAGAAGUUUACUUCCAAGAAGUAGCACUGACAGAUAAAAGUUUUAGGCCGGGGUGUUUGAUGCUUUUUUCUCCUUUGAAAUUUUUUGAAGUAUCUCUCACCCGUUAGUGCUUUUUUUGUUACAUUUUUUUGAAUUCCCCCAUUCAAACCUCUAGCAAUCCAUGCUAGUAAAAUGAUAAUGAACAAGAUAAUGACGAUUUUUUCAAACAUAGUGCUCCAAUGCAUUGCUUCUUCUCGCGUGUCGUGAGUUUACAAAAAUAGCGUUUCGUUUCGAUCUUUGUUACCACUACAGAAACAGUUUCAUCACAAGGUUAAUGCACUCUAGCGUAUUGCCCCUCCUUUUCGUGAAAAUGACAGGUCCCAAAGUAAAGCUUCAGUAGAGAUCCAACAAAAUUCUACAAAAGAGAAUACAGACUUUUACAUUUAACGUUUAUAGUUUUUAUCUUUAGAUACUUUGUCUUGCAGCAUCUUCGUAGGCUUGAAGUUCCCUCUUCUACGAAACUUAUGAAGAAAACGCUGUGAGCAGAGGCGCAGAACCUGCUCGCGUUGACCCUCCCAAAAACGUGAGCGGAUUGAUAUACCCUGCCCGCUUGCGUGCGGCUCGCCUUUUUAUGGCAAUCUAACUAUAGAAAAGUCAUAUCUGUGAUAGACAGAGAGGUAGACUGGUGAUCGUAGGCUUUUUGCCAUUCUUUUUUUGCUUCCAUCAGGUUGCGCAACUUCGACAGCUGCUAGCACACCGCACCGUAUCUGUAGCUUGACGAAGUGUUUGCAGUUACUACAAUGAAGCUGCUACGUCUCGUACUAGUCCAGCGGCUACCUCGCACAUCAAUACAAGAUCUAUUCGCAUAGAAGCACAGAUAUUUUCGAAGUCACAGAGAGACGACGAAUUGCACAGAUUUCAGUGACGCCAAUAGGAUUUAUUUCGCGACGUUUUCCCGGCGACGUGCUGCAGCUUUGCCUGGAUUCCGCUGCACUUCCCGGAAGACUUCUUUUUGAUUUAAACAUGCAGGUAUAUUCAGUAGCAUACCAGAAAGACGCCUUAUGUCAUAAGACGUCUCAUGUGAUACAUAAGACGUGCGUCCUAUGACAUGUUUAGGACAUCGUGAUCUGAUAUGUUGAAAGAAUAAGAAGUGCCAGAGAGGUAUCUCCACCCAGCCGAACUAUGUUUGUUCAACAAAUAGAGUGCUGUUGUGUUGUUGUAUAAAAUGAAUUGCCACAUACUCCGAAAAUAAAUGCUAGUCUCUACCAUCGUGAUAGAGCGUUUCUAAGCAAGGUAGCUGUUCCUGUUGCCGCAAUUUUUGCUGCAGCUGAAAGGUGCAGACUCGCCGGAGAGUACCGGGGAAGUACUUACAUUCCAGC
Molecule: messenger RNA, 11423 nt
Organism: Amoebophrya sp. A120
Lineage: Eukaryota; Dinophyceae; Syndiniales; Amoebophryaceae
Source: the annotation of a GenBank genome assembly